CCCUCCCGAGCUUUUUUUGAGAGGGUUUAACCAACUUUCCAGAAGUUUCUCCCCGGCCCCUUAUAUACCCCCUCCGCCGGCCCGGGAGGUGCACAGGGGAGCCGAGCGAAACCGCGUCCCGACCCCAAAGGCAGGCGCUGGGAGCAGCUGGAGCCAUGUGGAUGGUCCUGGCGCUGGCCCUGUGCGGCCUGGCCGCGGCCGUGCCCUCGGAGGACAGGAAGCUGAGCGACAAGGCCACCACGCUGGCCGAGCGCAGCACCACGCUGGCCUUCAACCUCUACCACGCCAUGGCCAAGGACAAGGACAUGGAGAACAUCCUGCUGUCCCCCGUGGUCGUGGCCUCCUCCCUGGGCCUCGUGUCCCUCGGGGGCAAGGCGGGCACGGCGUCGCAGGCCAAGGCGGUGCUGAGCGCGGACAAGCUGAACGACGAGUACGUGCACAGCGGGCUGUCCGAGCUCCUCAACGACGUCAGCAACAGCACCGCCCGCAACGUCACCUGGAAGAUCGGGAGCCGCCUCUACGGCCCCGCCUCCAUCAACUUCGCCGACGACUUCGUGAAGAACAGCAAGAAGCACUACAACUACGAGCACUCCAAGAUCAACUUCCGCGACAAGAGGAGCGCCCUGAAGUCCAUCAACGAGUGGGCGGCGCAGACCACGGAUGGGAAACUGCCCGAGGUCACCAAGGACGUGGAGAAGACGGACGGGGCCCUCAUUGUCAACGCCAUGUUCUUCAAGCCUCACUGGGAUGAGAAGUUCCAUCAUAAGAUGGUGGACAACCGUGGGUUCAUGGUGACCCGUUCCUACACCGUGGGAGUGCCCAUGAUGCACCGCACAGGUCUCUACAAUUACUAUGAUGAUGAGACAGAGAAGCUCCAGGUGGUGGAGAUGCCCCUUGCUCACAAGCUCUCCAGCAUGAUCUUCAUCAUGCCAAACCACGUGGAGCCUCUGGAGAGGGUUGAGAAACUUCUGAACAAGGAGCAGCUGAAGACCUGGGCUGGCAAGAUGAAGAAGAGAUCAGUGGCCAUCUCGCUGCCAAAAGUUGUCCUGGAAGUCAGCCAUGACCUUCAGAAACACUUGGGUGGCCUGGGCCUGACAGAAGCCAUUGACAAGACCAAGGCUGACCUGUCCAAGAUCUCUGGCAAGAAGGACCUUUACCUGUCCAACGUGUUCCACGCGGCCGCCCUGGAGUGGGACACGGACGGGAACCCCUACGACGCCGACAUCUACGGGCGCGAGGAGAUGAGGAACCCCAAGCUGUUCUACGCCGACCACCCCUUCAUCUUCAUGAUCAAGGACACUAAAACCAACUCCAUCCUCUUCAUCGGCCGGCUCGUGAGGCCCAAGGGUGACAAGAUGCGGGAUGAGUUGUAGCUGGUUGGUGGUUUUGGUGGGUUUUUUUGUUUUCUCCCAGAGCUUUGGUUUGUGUGUGUUUUUAGUGGGCGAUUUCGAACAAGGGGCAACACUCUUUUGUAUCCUUCUCGAACCAUGGGUGCUAUUCAGACCAGGGUGCGUUGUGAUGAGGAACCAGCAGACACUUUACCUCACCCCCCCAAAUCCUUGCUGCACAAACCCACCUCCGGAGAGGAUCAGGGGAGCCUGGCACAAGAGGGUCACCGGCAGUGGAAGGGAACUGGCAUCCUCAGGGAGAUGUCCAGGUUGAAGCCCAGCUCCUCCCUGCACUAGUUAUGCCUCCUGCUGCGACCACCUUCCCUCCCAAACACUUCUGUGUCCCUGCCACUUGCUUUUCUCCUGCUUGGAUGCCCCGUGGCACCGCUCCAGAGCUGCUCUGGUUGCUUUGCUGUUGUUUCUUGCUUCUCUCCUCUCUCCUCAGUGGUUUGCAGCAGAGCACCGAGGGCCAGCUGUGCAGUCCAGCCCCUCCAGGGCCCUGGGAGCAGAGCAGGGCUGGGACAGCUGGAGAAGGGAGGUUUCAUGGAGUUGUGCCCUUCUGUCCUGCCUAACCCAGGCUGGGGGAGUGCUGGAUGCUGCACCCACAGCGGGUCAUCCUUAGGUAGGACACCAAAGCCAGCUUGGAUCAACACUUCCUGGAUAGGCCCAAGGGCAGGUUGGACUCCUAGAAAAUAAACCUGAGGUCCCUUCAACACUCCACCUCUCUGGGGAUCACCCCUGGCAUUGAACACCCUGUACCAGGCCCAGAACUCCACAUCUCUUGGUGCUCCUGCAUCAGCAGGUAGGGCUGGGAGAGUUCCCACUGUGAGGGUGAUCCCAGUUCGGAGCAGGGCUGAGCCAAGGCCCUGCUGGCUGGCUUUUCCUUGUUUAAACACAAAGCUUGAAAGCUGCUCUUGCCUGACUUCCCAAGGCUCCUCUGCUGCAGCUCCGUGGUGUUUUGGCUCCCUGUUUGCUGGCCUGGGUGAGGGCAGGCUCAACCCCAAACGUAUUUAUAUUAUAUUUAUGGCUGAUAAUUAGCCUAAAGUGUCACAGUCUGAGCCAGCCUAGACUUGGAGGCUAUUCCUGACUUCUUUUUAAGGGAUACUGUAAUAUCCCACCGGCAUUCCAGGUAAGCCUGGCCAUGACCUCACACACCUCACGUGGCAAAUAAGAUUAUUGGAAGGAGGGAACUCAGUGCAUCCCGAGGGCAGUACCAGUUCUUUGGAAGCACCACGGACCGACCACAUGGCUUUGCUUGAUUUUUACUUCCCUGCUAAUUUCCUUGCUGUCUUAGAAGCCCAGUACUGCAUAUUCCCAGCUUUCCCCACUGUGGUGGGAGGCAGGAGGCAAUCCCAGGGAUGCAUCCAAUGCCCAGGAAGCCUGGACACUUCCCGGUGAGUCAGCACUGACCCCACACGCUGCAGAAGGUUCUGGAGGAUGGGGAGGGGGGGUAAGAGGGGUGGGCAAGGCAGGAACACACCGUGGGAUGUUGGGAAUUAUUUGCAUCGUGUGGGUGCAGGUGUGUGAGGGCUUUUAUUGUCUGGUCUUGUGCCACACAGUGACAUAAAUGUGUAAUUUUGCAAUAAAACUUUUUCAAUGAA
Manacus vitellinus (golden-collared manakin) is the source of this 2989-nucleotide messenger RNA. It is a transcript of the gene SERPINH1, whose product is annotated as serpin family H member 1. Gene Ontology annotation, molecular function: serine-type endopeptidase inhibitor activity; collagen binding. NCBI's taxonomy places the organism in Eukaryota, Metazoa, Chordata, Aves, Passeriformes, Pipridae. The record is from RefSeq and is a predicted model, not a curated record. The transcript has 5 exons. Gene Ontology annotation, cellular component: endoplasmic reticulum. The coding region runs from base 156 to 1373 and encodes 405 amino acids. Gene Ontology annotation, biological process: negative regulation of endopeptidase activity; collagen fibril organization.